This is a messenger RNA of Peromyscus eremicus (cactus mouse), 1002 nucleotides long. RefSeq lists its product as uncharacterized. NCBI's taxonomy places the organism in Eukaryota, Metazoa, Chordata, Mammalia, Rodentia, Cricetidae. The transcript has 6 exons. Bases 178 to 1002 code for a protein of 274 amino acids. The record is from RefSeq and is a predicted model, not a curated record.
GGUUUUCAACUGACGCGUGCUGGGAGCUCAUUGGCCUUUGUGGCACGCACGGCAGGAAGUGGAGCCGAAGACCCAGUCACAACGGAGGGACAGGACUCGAGGGCCAGAACCGCGUCUUCUCCCUCGGGCUCAACUCCCUGAUUCUGAAGGGCUGGAGUCCGGAGUAACCACAAAACCAUGGAGCAAAAAGACAAAGUGGAUGUCCCGGGCUGGCCCUCCAACUUGGAAAGUAACAUGGAGAACAAGACUGGAGCCCCACUGGGAAUAGAACCUGGCUUCAGAGGACCUGCAGAUCAACGUGGCAGAGGCCACAGUUGUGGCGCCAGGAUCCAAGUCAGAGCCGUGGAACAAAAAGACAAAGUGGAUGUCCCGGGCUGGCCCUCCAACACGGAAAGUAACAUGGAGAACAAGAUUGGAGCCCCACUGGGAAUAGAACCUGGCCUCAGAGGACCUGCAGAUCAACAUGGCAGAGGCCACAGUUGUGGCGCCAGGAUCCAAGUCAGAGCCGUGGAACAAAAAGACAAAGUGGAUGUCCCGGGCUGGCCCUCCAACUCGGAAAGUAACAUGGAGAGCAAGACUGGAGCCCCACUGGGAAUAGAACCUGGCCUCAGAGGACCUGAAGAUCAACGUGGCAGAGGCCACAGUUGUGGCGCCAGGAUCCAAGUCAGAGCCGUGGAACAAAGAGACAAAGUGGAUGUCCCGGGCUGGCCCUCCAACUCGGAAAGUAACAUGGAGAACAAGACUGGAGCCCCACUGGGAAUAGAACCUGGCCUCAGAGGACCUGAAGAUCAACGUGGCAGAGGCCACAGUUGUGGCGCCAGGACCCAAGCCAGAACCAUGGAACAAAAAGACAAAGUGUAUAUCCACUGCUGGCCCCCCAACUCGGAAUGUAACAUCGGGAAGAAGACUGGAGCCCCAUGGGGAAUGGAACAAGGCCUCAGAGGACCUGCAAGCCACCGUGGCAGAGGCCACAGUUGUGGCGCCAUGACCCAAGCCAGGUGA